Molecule: messenger RNA, 633 nt
Organism: Rhizoctonia solani
Lineage: Eukaryota; Fungi; Basidiomycota; Agaricomycetes; Cantharellales; Ceratobasidiaceae
Product: hAT family dimerization protein
Exons: 3
Coding region: 1-633 (210 amino acids)
Molecular function (GO): protein dimerization activity
Source: RefSeq, a predicted model, not a curated record
AUGCUGCAAAUUCAACGAGAUCGGCCGCCGCCGCCUGUUGCACGUUCAACAUUAUUGGCUUGUCAAGCUGCCCGAGCCCAGAGCUCCGGAUAUCUGCGAGUCGUUACUGCAGGCGUAAAUCUGCGCCGUGCAUCCGAUGCAUCCAGCCCAGGCCCGCGGCCUCUGUCCUUAACUUCUAGUACAUCAGAGACGGUCAGCUGGGACAAUGGGCCAAGCCCCUUCAAGGUUGAAAAGCGCAACCAACAAAUCGUGCAGGAAGAGUACCAGUGCUACCUUGACGAGCCCUUCGUUGGCCAAGAGACGAUGGGUAGCUUGGACCUGGUAGAGUACUGGAUUAAUCAUCAGUAUACAUACCCAAUACUGUACCAGAUGGCGAUGAACGUCCUCCCUGCGCAAGCCUCGUCUGUAUUAUCUGAACAAGUAUUCUUGUCGAGCAAGUUGACUGUAACUGCUCAGAGAACUCGCCUCUCUGCUUCGAACGUCGAAUAUCUGCAAGUUUUGAAGCACACGUUGCGUCGGCGCCGCAGAGACCAUCUGGACGGUGUUACAGAGACUGGGAUUGAGAUCGAGCCCGAUGGUCUCGAUUUUGUCUCUCAUCUGUUUGAGAGCGUGACUUGCGAGGAUGAAGAGUAG